UGCGUCGGAGAGAGUAAUUUCCCCCAACUUUUCCCUGCACGACCCCAACUGCACGUGCAUGCUUCUGCAAAAGCAUCCCACCCCCUAUUUUUCUUCCUUUCCUGCACCAGAGUCGACCCAAGUGUGCUUUUAUUUGGCUUCCGUCAGUUGUGGCUUAUUUAUUUUGUGGGCAUUGCAGUUCAUGUUUGCAUAAACUUUUUUUUUUUUUGUGCUCUCUUGCUGUGGGAGAGCUUCUGUGAGACGUAUUUUAUUGUGCAGUUAUUUAUUCUGGUGAAUUUCCGGCUUAGGCAUACACUACCUGAUCCCUUUUUUAUUGGGAAGGACAAGGAAACUGGAUAAUUUUCUUUGUUUUCCAGAGUAGAAAGAGACUUCUGUGACCGUUUAAUAAUCCUUGGCUCCCCAUAAAUUCACCCCUCUCCCAAGUCCUAGCAGUUCCCUUGAUCCUGUGUCUCUCCUAACAAUCACUUCCUUUUAAUCUCAGACACGGGUUUUAUUUUCUAUUUUUCAUAGAGAGAGAGGCCCUUCCCUUCUGUCUCUCUCCCCCCCCCCCCAGUUUAUUUUAUUCUUCACUCAUGCUUCAUGUAGCAGGUUUUUUUGGUCCAGCAAGGGCUUGGUCUCUUUACACCAUUGCUUGUAGGAAGAAGGCCUGGAAAACGUGAGAGCUUUUUUCUUUCCAGGAGGGGUGGGGAGCAAAAGAUAGGAGGCGAAGGUGAGUUCGGUCCCUAAGUAAUGAAUCCAAAGGACCCAUGAGAAGGGACGAAGGAGCUCCCCCUUUGACAGACACCCAUCUCACCUGCCUGGCUAUGGAGUGUGUGCAGGUUUCACCUGUGCAGCAACAAGGGAAAGCUGCUGAGGGGGACUGUCUGCUGCUGCUCCUGCCCACUCCUGCUGUGCAGAAGGAAGAGGAGACCAUUUUGGGGGGCUCUGACACCUGGGCUGCUUCCCAACGGGACAAUAGCCAAGAUGGUAUGAAGCUUCAAGACACUAAGGAUUUUUUGGAAUGUUCUAAAAGUACAGAGACCCUUCACUCCCAACAUAGCCAUGCUUAUGUCAGAGAUACUGUAGAGCGUUGUAUGGCGUGCUCUUUAAAGGAUGGUCUGAAAGAGACCAAGAGUUGUGAUGGGGCAGAGGAGCGCUUGCCAGCAUUGGAGACUGUGAGCCACCCGCUGCAGGAACCCUCAUUGGUGAAUGAAGUGGCUGAUGGUAACACCUUUUUGGUUGGAGAACCUCUUGCAACUACUCAAGAAUGCCUUAGGGACAAUGAACAGUCUGCUGAGCAGAACAACCAUUUGCACAACAAGGCUGAUUCCCCUUCUCAGAACAGCUUGGAAGCAGCAAGUGGAGACACUCCAGCAGAUGAACUGUUAAGCCAGGAUUCUCCACCUGUCGAUGAUGGGAAGCUCAAGCCUGGGGCAAAGCGUGUCACUUUCCCUUCUGAUGAAGACAUCGUGUCUGGUGCGGUUGAGCCUAAAGACCCUUGGCGGCAUGCUCAGAAUGUGACCGUGGAAGAAAUUCUCACCGCCUACAAGCAGGCCUGUCAAAAGUUAAAUUGCAAACAGAUACCCAAACUACUGAAGCAGAUCCAGGAAUUUAAAGAUCUAACCCCCAGGAUAGAGUGCUUGGAUCUAAAAGGUGAGAAAUUAGACUACAAGGCUUGUGAGGCUCUGGAAGAGAUUUUCAAGCGCCUCCAAUUCAAAAUUGUGGAUUUGGAGCAAACCAGCCUUGAUGAAGAUGGUGCCUCAGCACUGUUCGAUAUGAUUGAAUACUAUGAGUCAGCCACACACCUCAACAUCUCCUUUAACAAACACAUUGGCACCCGGGGCUGGCAGGCAGCUGCACACAUGAUGAGGAAGACAAACUGCCUCCAGUACGUGGAUGCCCGCAACACGCCUCUACUGGAUCACUCGGCCCCCUUUGUGGCCCGCGCCUUGCGCAUCAGCAACAGCCUGAUUGUCUUACACCUGGAGAAUGCUAGCCUGUCUGGUCGCCCCCUCAUGUUACUGGCAACGGCUCUGAAAAUGAACAUGAACUUGCGGGAACUUUACCUGGCUGAUAAUAAACUGAACAGCCUCCAAGACUCGGCGCAGCUCGGCAACCUCUUGAAGUUCAACUGCUACAUACAGAUCCUGGAUCUCAGGAACAACCAUGUUCUGGACUCAGGAUUGGCCUAUAUCUGUGAAGGGCUGAAAGAGCAGCGGAAAGGCCUCGUCACGCUGGUGCUGUGGAAUAAUCAGCUGACUCACACCGGCAUGGCCUAUAUGGGGAUGACCCUGCCUCACACCCAGAGUCUUGAGACCCUGAAUUUGGGACAUAACCCGAUUGGCAACGAAGGGGUCCGCAACUUGAAGAACGGGCUCAUCAGCAACCGCUCGGUGCUGCGGUUGGGCUUGGCUUCGACCAAACUGACUUGUGAAGGUGCUGUGGCUGUGGCGGAAUUCAUUGCAGAGAGUCCUCGCCUGCUCCGGCUGGACCUGCGAGAAAAUGAGAUCAAGACGGGGGGACUGAUGGCCUUGUCCUUGGCUCUGAAGGUCAAUCAUUCUUUACUCAGGCUGGACCUCGACCGUGAGCCCAAAAAGGAAUCGGUGAAGAGUUUUCUUGAGACGCAGAAAGCCCUCCUGACGGAGAUCCAGAACGGCUGCAAGCGCAACUUUGUUCUGGCCAAAGAGAAGGAAGAGAAGGAGCAGAAGCUCCAGCAGUCGGCCUCCAUGCCUGAAAUCACAGUCACAGGACCCCUGGAGGAGGAGCCGCUGGCGGGUGACGGGCAGAACGGCGAUGUGGCACCCAGUCCGGAGGAAGCGGAGGAGGUUGGGGAAGCCCUGAUGUCCCACGAGAAUGGAGCAGCGGAGAAGAGGGUGGCGGGUGGCAGCGGCCAUCUGUCCGAUUCUGAUUCAGACACCGAGGAGGAGGAGGAGGAGGAGGAGAGGUUGAAGAACUUCUCUCCAUCAGAACAGCACAGCAAGCCCAACCACACUGAAGGAGCCCCUGGGGUGGGUUCCCUUGAGAAGAGUGGGAACCCCCUUGGAGCUGAAGAGAAGGCUUCCCCCUCGAAAGCUACCGAAGAAAUAAAAUGUGAAUCUCGAGCAGGAGCCACAAGCAGGGCGCCAACACAGAUCAAUUCUCCUGGAAAUGAGAAGCGGAUAUCGGUUUCCAGUCCUGGGCGAGGCCAUAAAAUCUUCGUGGUGACGCGAGUGGAGAGCCUGCCAGAGAAGGAGGGGACGAGGGGAGCCCAGCAGAACGCUGGCCCUGCGGCUCUGUCUGUGCCUCCGUCGAAGCAGGCAGACUCUUUGCCCCCAGAUCAGCCCGUAAAGACUGAACGCUCAAAACAAGAGGCCAGGGAGGCCGUGGCUGAGCCGACAGCCAGCUUGGAAAGCUCUCGCCCCACGCCAAGUACCCAUACGGGCACAGAAAAAAUGAACCCUGGGUCACGCGAGGCCACUGUCCACCUUGCUCUGCUUCCUAAUGGGGUGAAGACGGAGUUUCUUCAUGUGCUGCCAGACACACCUUUAGGAUAUGAGGGGAAAAUUGCCAGCUGUGCUGUGGAGCAUGAGCUGAGCUGUUCCAAGAACGAGAAGGAGUUGGAGGAGUUGCUCCUGGAUGCAAGCCUAGAGAUGGGACAGGAACCAAUGUGACACUUUAGUCCUGGGCUGUUGCUGAUCAGAUGGAUUGCAUUUGGGAAGCACCUGUCUAGCUUUACUCCCUGCCUCCACCGUGUGAUCCCAAAGAAACAAAGUGGAUGCUGAGAUACCAGGGCAAUUGGAUGCCUUGUCCCUUCCCAAAGAGCUUUGUUUCCAGAUGCAGCCACUCCCCCCCCCCCCGCAUUUUUUUUUGGCAUUCUUGACGUCUUCCUCUGAGAAGAGAGGCACUGUCUUAGCAGGAGCGAUCCAGGCAACCGGCAAAGGGAGAUCUCAGUCUGGAGAAGAGCUUCCAUACUUGAGUCACAGGAUGAACUCUUGAGUCUGGACUGCUUCUGUUUCUCCCUCUGGAACACUAGCCAAGGGCACUUGCAAUUUUUUUCUCCCCCUUCCUUUCUAGAAUGGCCCCGGCAGGUCAACUCUGCGAGGAGAUUUAACUUGUAGGCUCUGGAUGUAACGGGCUGCGAUUUUCUGCUCAAAGGGGGGACUUUUAAAAAAACCAAGCAAAACCCUGAGGACCCCUCAAAGGCCCGCCUUUUGGCUUCUUGUGCAGCGCAGAGGUGACCAGUCCCGGUGGGUUGCGCUUUCAAAGAAGGCUGAGGAGGGAGAGGUGACAACACUGAGUCAAGGUGGCAAACUUGUCAUGUCAGAGCCCCACGCUGGAAAAAAACAUUUUCUUGCCUAAGCAAGACUAUUCAGGCUGUUAAUUCACAGCACAGACUACUAUUUAUUUUUAUUUUUAUGCAUAUAUAUAUAUAUAUAUAUAUAUAUAUAUAUGAAUAUGAAUAUAUAAAUUCAUAUAUCUAUAUAUAUACACACACACACACACACACACACACACAUCCAUCUCUUUUUCUCCUUCCUUUGUUGUGUCUCCACGUUUGUUCUAUUUUUUUUGUUUGGUGUCUAUUUAUAGAGGAACGGGAACACUCUUCCCUUUAAUCUGCAUCUCUUUCGGAGGGACUCAGCUGCCUCUCUGCUCUUGCCAUUUGUUAGAAGAAGAAGAAAUCCCUUAGGGGGGCUGUCAUCUGGGGCCACACGGAGCAUUUGCCACCAGCUGAGGACAUGUUGUGCAUGGGGGGCGGAUUCCUCUCCCUCCAUUGCCCACAAAUGUGAAUGCUGUUCCACCCACUCUGGCGUCUUCUGUUUAUUGCAAAAAGGACCAGGUUGUUGCAU
Messenger RNA from Candoia aspera, 4808 nucleotides. It is a transcript of the gene PPP1R37, whose product is annotated as protein phosphatase 1 regulatory subunit 37. Bases 747 to 3629 code for a protein of 960 amino acids. The transcript is spliced from 13 exons. Gene Ontology annotation, biological process: cell migration; regulation of Arp2/3 complex-mediated actin nucleation. Gene Ontology annotation, molecular function: protein binding. NCBI's taxonomy places the organism in Eukaryota, Metazoa, Chordata, Lepidosauria, Squamata, Candoiidae. Gene Ontology annotation, cellular component: lamellipodium; plasma membrane. The record is from RefSeq and is a predicted model, not a curated record.